UACCGGCUUUUCUCUAUCCCCCCGGCGUCCUAAAACCCUAUAAAACCUCUGUAGAGGAAGAAGAAGACGAUCGAAUCUCACUUUUCAGGCUUCGUCUAUCUCUUACCAUGGCUUCUACUUGUAAUAGAUUCAUGAGCAGAUCCUCCGUCUCGUCUCUCAGAUCCGCCAUCAGAUCUUCGCUCCACAAAUCUCCAAUUGGCACCGGUUCUUCGCCGACUGCUUCCUCCGCCGGAUUUCGAAUUCCGUCUAAACCCGCUGCUUCUCCCCGAUUCUCCUUCUCCAGGUGUCCAUCUGAGCUUGGCUGUGUUCAGUCGCUGUUACCGCUUCACAGCACGGUGGCGGCUGCUCGGUUGACGUCGUGCCUUAGCACAACCUCCAGAAGCAGCCAAGCUCUCUCUCAGGGUACUCUCUGCUGCACCUCUCCCGACCUCUAAUACUCUUUUCUGCUUUCUUGCUUGCACAUAAUUUCACCGUUACCAUGUGGGAUCCUUGCAUCUUUAUCAAAUGGAAUCGAUGGCACGUGAGACGUAUUUGCAGUUGUUUUUAAAGAGAUGGGCCUUUCCGUCCCAAGGUGACCUGAUAACAUUCAUGAAGAGUAUUCCUAUCAAGGGAGGCAAGUUUCUUCUCUUAAAACUUGAGACAAGAAGUUGAUUCUUUGUUUGCGACUCCAAACUCUUGUUUUUCUUUUUAUGAAUACAAAAAUAUGUAAUACUAUUUCUCCUCUUUACACGAUUCAUCUCUCAGAUUAUAGCCAUGUUUGAUUUCGUAACUAGUUUGACAUUGUGUUUACAUAACCAAAAGCUCAAAACUCAAAAUCUACUAACGUUGUAUUGCAACAUUCUGCUCUUGAAUCCAGCUAGAGCCAACUUCUUUCUCCACGCCUUUCUCUCUCAUUGUCUUCCUAAUUUGACUAACUUCUCUCCAUCUCUCAUGGUAAGCAUAAAGAUUCGACAUCGCUAUAUAUAGGUACUCAUCUUCAUCGGCUUCCCCUAACGCAACGAUCUUAGCGGCGACGGCUUUUGCAGCUUUCAGAUCUUUUCCAGCACUACAAGCACCAAGCAACGCCCUCCAAGCCACACCAUCAAACCCAAAACCGAAUUCAUGAAUCACCUUUUUCGCUUGCCAAACCUCUCCUCUCUGCGCCAUAGCUCUGAUAAGAGAACAACAAUGCUCUACACUUGGUUUGAUCGAAUACUCGUUUAUCAUCAUCUCAAAGAAACCAAGCGUGAGCUCCAUUGGAACUUCGCAAUGAGAACACACAGCUAAUAGAUUCAAGAAUGUGAACCGAUCAGGUUUCAAGUAUCUCUCUUGUUUCAAUUGGUUAAAGAGCUUGAUUGCCUCGGUUGAAUCGCCAUUACGAGCAUAACCAGCGAUCAUCGCGUUCCAAGCAAUCAGAUUCUUUCUAGGCAUCGUCCAAAACAUCAGCUCAGCCUGCGUCAACAAUCCACAUUUGGAAUACAUAUCUAUCAGAGCACUUGCGACAACAACUCGAGAGUCUAGGCCAAGCUUGAGAGCACAAGAAUGGACGAGACUUCCCCAUGGAACCACAGCGAGAGAAGCAAUGGCGUCCAGAACUAUUGACAAACUGUACUCGUCGAAUCUGACGCCUGACGAAUGCAUUUUGGUGAAAAACUCAGUAGCUUCUCCAAAUUGAUCACCGUUGACAUAGCCUGUCAGUAUUGUGUUCCAUGAAGAUGAAUUAGGGUUUGGCAUACUCGAUAGAAUCUGAAAGGCAUUGCUAAAAUCCCCGGACUUGACGAAAGCAUCGAUAAGCUCGUUGUAGGUUACAGUGUCUGGAUUUGGCAUCUGAUGGAAAAACCAAAGUCCCAGCUCCAGCUUACCGUUCCUUGAGCAGGAAGCUACAAUGGCAUUCCAAGAAACUGUAUCCUUUUCUUCCAUGUCUUGGAACACCAAAACUGCAUCAUCCAUGGAACCACAUUUCCCGUACAUGUCGAUUAGACAAUUACCAACUACGACAUUGCCUUUCUCUAUGCCAAGUUUCACAAUCUUUGAGUGAACGCAAGCUCCAAGCCACGAGAUUUGCAAUCGUGCACAAGCAGUUAAGGCGGAUGUAAAAGAGAAUUCGUUGGGGAAGGCGUCAGAUCUGUGAAGGUCGAGAAACAAACAGAGUCCUUCCUGGAACCUUCCCGAUUGAACGUAACCAGAAACCAAUGAGUUCCAAGAGAUGACAUCUGGGUCAGUCAUUUCAUCGAACAGUUUGUGAGCAUCUUCCAGCGAGUCGCUUGUCUUGUAAAAUCUCAUCAGCGAAUUCGAAAGACGCGUAUUUGAGACAAACCCAUGUUUUACGACGUAGCCAUGAAGCUGCCUGCACAGAGAAACGUAGCCAUGGUUUCCGGAGACGCGGAGCAAGUGAGCCAGCGGAGAAGCAUCGUCUGGCUUGUCGCCGUCAUUGAGCAAAUCAACAGCAGCGUGUAAUGCGUCGAUCAAACCGGACUGAGCCAGAGCAGGAAUGACGGUGGUCCAUGAGUUUGAAGAGGCAGUGGAACCAACAUAGAUCCUUGUCGAGUAGACACGAGAUGUGGCGAAAACUGUAAGUUUGUUCGACACGAAUCUUAGCAUUUGAUUUGUACCCUUUUAAACAGAUGGACACAUGAUAUGUAUAUAAUCAAAAUUCCAUUUUUUGGUAAACCUUCCAAGAAAAAAGAAUAAGAAAUUAUUUUGGGGAAGAUUGCAGAGCAGUUUGGUGAGAUUGAAGGUUUGGAUAAAAACGGCUUAAAAUAGACAUAAAAGUUAUUUGGAAAGUAGCAAAUAUAGGUGGAAUAACAAUGGAGGGUCUGUUUUCUGACAGAAGAAAUAUUGGAGGAAUAUAAUGAGAGAGUAAAGGAGAGAGAGAGACAGAGAGGAAGAAAAAUGGUGAUUUCAGAUAUAUUUUCUGAAUGAAGUUUUUUUUCCGUAGAAUUCUAACAAUCGGUGCUCAAUCUCCAAGAGGAGAAGAUGAAGAAGGACAUGAUAGAAGAGGUGGUGAUAGUAGGAGGUUUAGUCAUUGUUCAAUUUGUAUACGCAGGAAACUCUUUGCUCAUGAGUUAUUUGAUGUCACUUGGUCUCGGCCCUUUCACCAUUGUCAUCUUCUCUACCUUCGCCACUUUCUUAAUCCUCUCCCCUUUCGCCGUCCUUUUCGAAAGGAAGCAAUGGCCAAAGGAUUUUAGCUCGAGGCUCAUUGGUAAGCUAGUUUUGAUCUCCUUUGCAGGGGUUACUCUGUUCCAGUCUCUGUUUCUAGAAGGAAUCAGGUUGACAUCACCAGCAAUGGCCACAGCGAUGCCUAAUCUCGCUCCUGGUCUCAUUUUCUUCAUCGCUUGGAUCGUUAGGUUAGAGAAGAUGAAUAUAAGAUGUGUGUACAGCAAACUGAAGAUCUUAGGGACAUUGUUGUGCGUGUUCGGCGCUUUAACAAUGAGUUUAAUGCACAGCGCUUCGAUCAGACAUGACGAAGAACACAAUGCUCCAGUAUUCGAGUUUGAUCGUGACAGAGUCGUGGGAUGUAUGUACCUUCUCGGAGCUGUCUUUGUCUUAUCAACCAACGUCGUUCUUCAAGCUUCGACGUUGGCUGAGUUUCCGGCUCCGAUUUCGUUAAGUGCGAUAACGGCAUUGAUCGGAGUGGUGAUAACAACGUUGGUACAAUUAUUGCAAAACCAGAACGCAAGAGUACUUACCAGAUCAUUAAUUAGUAUCGGGAACCUCGUUGGGUUUUCUCUUCUGGGAGGGAUGGUGAGUGGAGCAUGUGUUAGCUUUAAUGGAUGGGCGAUGAAGAAACGUGGACCGGUUUUUGUUUCAAUGUUUAGUCCUUUCGCUACCGUUGUUUCGGUUGCGUUCUCCGUUUUUACAUUAGGAGAGUCCAUUAGCCUUGGAAGUGUGGGAGGGAUGGCGUUGAUGUUCAUAGGACUGUACCUUGUGUUAUGGGCUAAAGGCAAAGAAGGAUUCUCACUAAUUGAGGGUUUUGAGAGUGAGUUCGACGCUAAGAAGCCUCUUUUGUCUUGAUUCUUGUUUUGUUCGUUUUUUCUUCUUCUUCGUCUUGUUUAUAUACAAAAAUGGUCCUGAGAUUGAAUAUAUUGAGCUUUUUUAGUCACUAUAUUUAGGGUUUCUAUUCGACAUUUUAAACGGAGAAAAUGGAAAUCUAUAUUUUUUCCCGUUUUGUAUUGAUUUUUUUCCUCGCAGAGCAUUGAUAGAAGAUCGAUGAAGUCACAAA
Molecule: messenger RNA, 4201 nt
Organism: Thlaspi arvense
Lineage: Eukaryota; Viridiplantae; Streptophyta; Magnoliopsida; Brassicales; Brassicaceae
Source: the annotation of a GenBank genome assembly